Molecule: messenger RNA, 1427 nt
Organism: Racocetra persica
Lineage: Eukaryota; Fungi; Glomeromycota; Glomeromycetes; Diversisporales; Gigasporaceae
Source: the annotation of a GenBank genome assembly
AUGGCAUUUCAAAGACCACAUCCCAAUCGAAUAUCUCGUGGGCCAGCAUCUAAUCGGGAAUUGGAACUGGAACACGUAAAUCAAGCUUUGAGAGAUGAGUUAUCUAACGAAGUUUCAAUCAAUAGAUCGAAUGAAAAAUAUAUAAAGGAUCUAGAACGUAAAUAUACCCGAUGUGAGAAUGAAAUUCAAUCUCUCAAUAAAGAACUGGAACGGCUCGAGAAUGCUUCGGAGGAAGAAAAGGCCGAUUUGAGAUCGGAAAUAUCAUCCCUUAAAAAAAGCUUAUAUCAAGCUAAAAAAGAGGUCCGAGACAAGAUAUCUUAUAUCGAUAAUAUAGAGAAACAAUUACAAGAAUCAGAAGAUCGGAUUCAAAAUAUAAGGCAUAGAUUCAAAGUUAUUUCUUCUCGAAGAAGCUCUCCAAGUUUAUAUAAUUCAGAAGAGGAAAAUACAGAUAUGGCGAAUCUUGACCUUUUUAUACAAAUCGAUCGAGGGUUGACUCGUAUUGAAAAUCAUCUUAGAGGUGCUGGAACACCAUUAAAUAAUCCUAUAAAUAUUAUAAAUGGUAUUAGAGGUUCCUUAAAUGCUGUUCGUCUUAAUUAUCAGUCUGCAUACCAGGAUAUAGAUGGUGUUAUAACCCAACGAGAUAAUAGAGAUGCUCAAAUAGUCCAGCUACAACAGGAUGUCAAUCUCUAUAGACAACAAAAUAUCGCUUUACAAAAUCAAGUUAAUCGGCUUACUCAAGAACGAGAUACCUUCCAAGCUCAGGUAGUCCAACAACAUCAAAACCUUGGGUUAUUGAAUCAGCAAAAUAUCGUUUUUCAAAGACAAAUAGAGGAUAUAGAAAAAUCUCGCAAUUUUUGGAAGUUGAAUGCUAUCCUUAUUAAAGCUCAAAAAGAUUGGCGUAUUAGUUCAUUGUUACAUCAACAAUUUGCAUUACAGCUUCUGAAUAAACGAUCAAACCAGCAAUUGGAACAGCAGUUGUGGCGAUAUUCAGUAUCAUCCAGUAAAGGUCGUGGAAAGGAUAAUUACUCAGGCAAUACAGGUAUGACCGAAACUCAAGUUAAAAACUUAAUAAAAUCUGUUAUAGAAUCCACACAAUCUACAUCUUCUAAGCCUCAGGAAGAACAGUCUAAUCAAAUUACGCUUUCACAAAAUGAUUUCAAAAAAAUUAUAGCAGGUUUGAAAGGAACUAUUGCUAAAGGACAGCAAACUUUGAAGAAACCUUCUGGACCAGGGAAACAAAAAGCAGAUGAUCUUGCUAUGAACCGUUUUUUAGAUAAUUUUGAUAAUACAGGUUUACCAGGAGAAGAUUAUGACUAUGAUCCUAUUGAAGAUUUGAGACAACAAUUUGAGGAGAUGGGGAUUAAUCAAGCAAAAUUAACUCGAGCAGUACACGCGGUUUUAAAAUCAUCACAAUAUAAAUGUUCAAA